Molecule: messenger RNA, 960 nt
Organism: Lodderomyces elongisporus
Lineage: Eukaryota; Fungi; Ascomycota; Pichiomycetes; Serinales; Debaryomycetaceae
Exons: 1
Coding region: 1-960 (319 amino acids)
Biological process (GO): proteasome assembly
Cellular component (GO): nucleus; cytosol
Source: RefSeq, a predicted model, not a curated record
AUGGCCUCAUCUUUGCAAUAUUACAUACCGACUUUACAACCACAACCAGAUCUUAGCAAGUCCAAAUUAAUCAUCCCAACAAUAUCCAUAGGAAACAUUCCCCAACUCACAAUUGAUCUACUUAUCCAUACCUAUAAUUUCAAUAAAAUAGGAAUACUCAAUGAUACAUUCUUGUACCCAUUUGCUUCACCAAUUGAUUAUUCUCCGCAACACUCUGAACCUAAAGAAGGUAUUAGCCACGCAAUAGAAAUUUACCACAAUAAUGAAUUGAAUUUAGUGGUGGUACAGCAAAGAAGCCCCAUCAUCCCAUCCUACACAUCACUUUUUGUCCAGAACGUGAUUAAUCCAUUUAUCAAGCAUUCUGGAAUACAAAAAGUAGUCUUGUUGAACUCGCAGGAUUUGGGAUUAGUGAAAGGCUUACCACAUCAAGGAGGUUCACAUGGUUUCAAUAAUGAAACAGAAUUAGAGAAUGGUCAUGUGGAGGUAUUCAGCUUGGCCGAUUUGAUGAAUUGCAAAUUUGAAGAAUUAAAACUUUCUAGUGCAUCAAUAACGGAAACAGAAUCCGAGACAAGGAAUAAUACGUCUAACGAUGCUAACAUUGAUGACGACGAGAGCUUUGCCUUUGUGAAAUCAAUAUUUCAAGCAUUUGAUGUACCCACAAAAACCUUAGAAUCCAAGGCAGCUUCCAAUAAUUCAUCAAACUCAACCAACUCCAUUAGUUCUUCCAAAGUAACCAACCAUGAAUCCACCUUGAAGGGACUUGAUUUAACAGUGCUAGUUAGUUAUGCCUAUGAGAGUGAUAACUUUCACGAUGCAGAAACAAUGAUGCAACAAUUGAAGGAAGAAUUGAAUUUGUUGCCCAAAUUCAAAGACUUUCCAUUAAUCAAACCAGUAAGUUGGCGGGGCGCGUAUGGCGACAGAGCUGUACCGAACGCAAUGGAGGGAGGUAUCUUUGGCUAA